Molecule: messenger RNA, 3138 nt
Organism: Lithohypha guttulata
Lineage: Eukaryota; Fungi; Ascomycota; Eurotiomycetes; Chaetothyriales; Trichomeriaceae
Gene: AMD1
Product: AMP deaminase
Exons: 2
Coding region: 1-3138 (1045 amino acids)
Biological process (GO): AMP metabolic process; IMP salvage
Cellular component (GO): cytosol
Molecular function (GO): AMP deaminase activity
Source: RefSeq, a predicted model, not a curated record
AUGGCUCGUUUGCAGGACAAAGAACAUGAGGCGGCUAAGCUCUCACGCCGGAAGACUAUAGGUGAUACUGGUCAUACAGGCGAUGUGAGGCGCAACCUCGAUGCUUCCAGUGAUAAUGGUGCCUCGAGCGGCGCCGACAACGAUGAUGACGAGGACGAUGACGAUGACGAUGAAGAUGAAGCCGAGUUGCAUGCACGUCACCCCUACUAUAAUUAUGCGUUGGAGAAGCACGAUGUGUCAACCGAUAGCAAGUUGUUCUAUCAACGCCACAGGAUGGGCACAAAGGGCGAACAGGAACUGGGGAGCCCCUUACUACUCAGCAAAUCCAAAACACUACCACCAGGUUGGCUCGAAGGCCACAGUACCAUGUUAGGCAGAUCACCUAGCAUCAAAUCGAAUCAAUCCAUCUCUGGCCGCCAAGAUCCACAGAGGGCACCUACAAUCAAUACUCGAGGAGAGCCAUUCCCAAGUUUACAAGAUCAAGCUGUUGCCCACAGAGAGAACAUUCAAGAUUUUGCACUUGCGGCUGAUAUGCAGGCUAGGAGUCAUCAAAACCACCCGAACCUCCCACACGAGUACAAGGACCCUCUCUUAGCCAACGUCAAUCUACAUGGGGCUGGUGCAGCUAUAGGGGUUGGCUCAGGCGCUGGCGGCUUCGCUAAGACCGAAGGAACGGUGGUUUCCGAAGUACAAGGCGUCUGUGAUAAGAUCAAACACAUACUAGAUCUACGACGCGCUUAUCUGAAGGUAUCUAAUCAAUGUCCUGGCGACAAUCCUAGGGAUGAUGAAAGUUGGGAUAUCUACCCUCCUGCUCCAGGACCUGUAUGGACGGAUGAAAAGACACGAUCUGCACCACAACAGGAUAGCACGACAAGUAUGAGCAGUAGCAUCCACGAGACCCAACCUAAGCAAAACGGAGAAAGCAUAGCACGACUCCAAUCCACCACCAGUUUUGUGGGUUCUGAAAAAGGACCGCAGUCCCCAUCUACAAGAAGAAGAAGAAAGUACGGGCACGAUAUUGGUGAAGAUUUUGACAUGGAUGAAGUCUACAUUCCUGGUGAGGCGAACAACGGAUUCACCUUUGAGCUUGAUAAAGGUAGUGUCUUUCAAGUUCUUGACAAAAAGAAAAACUCAAUUGCAGACGUGCCAACCCUGCGAGACUACUACUCGGCUUUGGAUAGCAUCAUUGAUAUUUCGUCUGACGGUCCUGCGAAAAGUUUCGCUUACCGAAGGUUGCAGUAUCUUGAAGGCAGAUACAAUCUUUAUGCACUAUUGAAUGAGUACGAAGAGGUGGCCGAUACGAAAAAGGUUCCACAUCGCGACUUCUACAAUGUGCGAAAAGUCGAUACACACGUUCACCACUCAGCAUGUAUGAACCAAAAGCAUUUACUUCGCUUCAUCAAAAGCAAGAUGAAAAAGUGCCCGGAUGAAGUGGUCAUCGAUCGGGAUGGUCAGACGCUGACUUUGAAGGAGGUGUUUGAGAGUAUCAAUCUCACAGCAUACGACCUCAGUAUUGACACUCUGGAUAUGCAUGCUCACACAGACUCGUUUCAUCGAUUUGACAAGUUCAAUCUGAAGUACAACCCUAUUGGACAGUCCCGUCUGCGUGAUAUCUUCCUGAAAACUGACAACUUUAUCAAAGGCCGAUACUUGGCGGAGAUUACGCGCGAGGUCAUAGCUGAUCUUGAGUCAAGCAAAUACCAGAUGGUGGAGUGGAGGAUCAGUAUUUAUGGUCGCAAUGUUAAAGAGUGGGACACGUUGGCUGCUUGGGUCGUGGACAACAAGCUAUUCUCACCCAACGUUCGCUGGCUGAUCCAGAUACCAAGAUUGUACUCCCUCUACAAGUCGAUGAAGACUGUCGAGAAUUUUGAGCAGUUAAUCAUCAACAUCUUUCAACCUCUUUUUGAGGUUACUAAGGACCCAUCUUCUCAUCCCAAGCUGUAUAUAUUCUUGCAGCGGGUUAUAGGCUUUGACAGUGUCGAUGACGAGAGCAAGCCAGAGAGGAGAUUCUACAAGAAGUAUCCAACAGCCAAAGAAUGGGAUACGAAACAGAAUCCUCCUUACGGGUAUUGGAUUUAUUAUCUCUUUGCAAACAUGACAUCCCUAAACGCAUGGCGCAAGGAGCGUGGGUUCAACACAUUCGUUUUGCGGCCACAUUGUGGUGAGGCAGGCGACACAGAGCACCUUGCCAGCGCAAUAUUGGCCUGCCAUAGUAUCAGCCACGGCAUCAUGUUGAGGAAGGUACCAUUGAUGCAGUAUAUCUUCUACCUCGAUCAGAUCGGCGUCGCCAUGUCGCCACUAAGCAACAACGCGUUGUUCCUCACCUAUGAUCGAAAUCCCUUCAUCAGCUAUUUCAAGAAGGGACUCAACGUCUCGCUUUCCACAGAUGAUCCAUUGCAAUUUGCAUUCACAAAAGAGCCGUUAAUCGAAGAAUAUUCUGUCGCUGCACAGAUCUACAAACUGAGUGCUGUAGAUAUGUGUGAGCUUGCGAAGCAUUCUGUGGACCAGUGUGGGUUUGAGUUGCAGCUGAAGCAGUGGUGGCUUGGUAAAUACUGCUACUUGCCUGGUGUGCUCGGCAACGAUGUAGGGAAAUGUAACGUGCCAGACCUGCGAGAAGCGUUCAGACAUGAGACAUUGAAAUCUGAACACGCAUUUAUCGCGAAAUACACAGAAGAUUAUAGCCACUUCGAUCGACACACACCUGUUUUUCCAGACCCAACACAGCAGGAUGCUCCAGUGACUGAGCUAUACCGAAGUCUAGAAUCACCUAGGCAGUACUACGCGACUGUGGCAGAUUCUAUACCCGACCCCAGAACAGCUAGAAUUCCUUCGUCAAAAUCGAUACAGGAUCUGCAGUCGCUGGACAGGCAACCAUCACCACUACAACGGAGAGCCUCUAUCAUUCAGCCUCAGGUAGUGGGAAGCGAUCAACAUAUCUCUGCAUCGGAGCCAAGAGUCUUCCCAGGACUUGUCCACGAAAGACAUCGCAGACAGAGCACACGACGCAGGAGCCAGAACGGCACCGACGACGGACAUGGAACGGGCUCCGAGAUGAGCUCUAGUUUUCAUCUUGAGCCUGCAAUGAUGAAGAUGAAGAUCAAGGAGGGAAAGGAAGCGAGCAUGGAGAGCUCUGACUGA